AUGGCUGCACCUGCAGCGUCGCCUGCAGCAGAAGGCCUCUGUGACGGUUUUCCUGCUGCUGCUGCUGCUUCUGCUGCUCCUGCUGCAGCAGCAGCAGCAGCAGCAGCAGCAGCACGCAUACCGAAGCCGGGUCUUCUGGCCGGCCUGGCUUCAGCGCAGGAAGAGAAGCAACGGCUGCACCUGCAGCGUCGCCUGCAGCAGAAGGCCUCUGUGAAGGUUCUUCUCCUGUUGCUGCUGCUGCUGCUGCUCCUGCAGCAGCAGCAGCAGCAGCAGCAGCACGCAUACCGAAGCCGGGUCUUCUGGCCGGCCUGGCUUCAGCUUGCAUGCUGGAGCAGCAGCAGCAGCAGCAGCCCCAGCAGCAGCAACAACCACAACAGCAACAGCAACAGCAGCAGCAGCAGCAGCAGCAGCAGCAGCAGCAGCAGCAGCAGGUGGGGUUAG
Molecule: messenger RNA, 441 nt
Organism: Eimeria mitis
Lineage: Eukaryota; Apicomplexa; Conoidasida; Eucoccidiorida; Eimeriidae
Exons: 2
Coding region: 1-441 (146 amino acids)
Source: RefSeq, a predicted model, not a curated record